Molecule: messenger RNA, 711 nt
Organism: Phragmites australis (common reed)
Lineage: Eukaryota; Viridiplantae; Streptophyta; Magnoliopsida; Poales; Poaceae
Exons: 3
Coding region: 1-711 (236 amino acids)
Source: RefSeq, a predicted model, not a curated record
AUGGGGGCCCAGGGUACCUCAUCUGCUAUACUGCAAGCGGACCUAUCACAGUUCGAUGUUUUGGACACUCCUAUUGCACAAGAGGAGAUGGGGCAAUUCAGCUUGAGCAGCGACGAGAAGGGUAGGAAGAAGGAUCCUGUGGUUGGUACAGAUCAGUCCAAGGAGACUUAUUGGGGAAGAAUUGCCAAGUACUUCAACACAUAUAGGAAGCCAACCAUGAUGACUAGGUCCGACAAGGCUCUAAUCAACCACAUGAAGCUCAUUACGGACGCAGUUAGCAAGUUCAUGGUUCAUGUUAGGAAGGUUGAGCAACUGAAUCCUAGCGGGACCAAUGAGCAUGAUAAGAUGGCUCGAGCUUGCACGACAUAUAAGGGCAUUGAGGGAAAGCCUUUUGCAUACACGCACUGCUGGGUCAUGCUUGCCGACCACCCGAAAUGGCACGCCCACGAGUCCACGAAGGCACAAAUGCUGCAGGAUGUGAUGGAUACACAAUCGAGCCAAGCUGCAUGCAACAAAGUGGCGAAUGACGCGGCCUCGAACGCUUCGAUGGAGCUUCCUUGGCCUAUUGGACGGGACGCAGCUAAAACGGCCCGUGCGUGCAAAUCUCCUUCCACUACUUCAUUGGCAACCGUCUCUGGUGGUAUGUAUGAAAGGCACCUAGUUGACCUUACUGAAACAAAGAAGGUUAUGGUCGAGUUGAAGAAGGAGUAG